UUCACGUGUAAUUAAUGCAUAAUUUACAGGAAAUUCAACUGUACGCAUGAUUUCUGCUUAGAAGAGCACGAUGCAGCAUGUCUGGGGCGUGAAUUUCGUGAUCGUGGGGAUAGUCAUUGCCUGUAUUCUGCAGUGCGUGCAAGUAAAGGCGCAGUGUGGAGGGAAUCCGCUGGUAAUUACACAAGAACCUUCCAAGUCGAGCUACAUCCAGUCUCCAAACUAUCCUCUAAACUACACAGAAAACACCAGUUGUGAAUGGAAGGUCAAAGCUAACUCAAAGACGUAUGAUGAUGAUUAUCUCAAAUUUGAGGUUGUUGAUUUUGUGUUGAUGGGAAACAGUGGUUGUACGACCGACUACCUGGAGAUUAUAGCAGAAACAAGAAGCACAGAUCCAGAGAAUGUUGUGAAGAAAAAUGUGGGUCGGUGGUGUGGAAAACAGUAUAGCAAAUAUUUGGAAAUACCAGGAGACGUGACGAUCACAUUCCGGUCAGAUGCAUCUAAUACCAGCACCGGGUUCCAGAUUAAAAUAGACCUCAUUAAAAGUUCUGAUGUAUGUAACAGCAUGGUGAGAAUCAACACCACGAUGCCCAUACAUGCAGGUCAUAUAGUCGCAGUGCAGGAGUUCGGUCCAACAGAGGGGUACCUGUAUUCUCCAGGCUACCCUUUUGGUUUAUACAGGGAGAUGACUUGUGUGUGGGAAGUGGGAAUUCCUGCUGCCAAGUAUCUGUACGCUGGUACAAUCCACCUGGAGAACAGUCUCCUAGAGAAACCAGCAGAAUCAACCGCCAGCAGCAAAUCACCUGGAGACAUCCACAUCAAGGAGAACUGGGAAGGAGGAAAGGAGUACAGAUAUCGUAUCGAUGAAUAUUUCUUCUUCCGGAGUUCGUCAGAAUAUUACAUGGAUAAGACGAUUACCAUAACAUUCAACAGAACCAGUCACAGUCCCAAAUAUGAGCCAGGAUUUCGCUUGUUGGUGUACUCACGGAUCCCUUAUAAGACUUCAUGUUACCAAAAUGUGCUGACUGCGGACCCAGAACCAUCGUUCGUUGAUCAUCGAGUGACUCGCUACAACUUUGCUCAUUGUCAUUGGAUGAUUAGCUCUGGGCGGUAUAUUGGUGGUGACGCCAGCCGUGUGGUCGUCAUCGAAGUAUUGGUGAUGGAUUUUGACUGGAGCACAGUAGAUUCCUGUAAUAAAGUAUUCACAGUUGAAGAUGAAAAUCGUACAUUGAUAUAUGACCACAAGUGCAAAACAAGGACAAAAUCAGACACACCAAUUCGUAUCCGCAGCUAUGGACUAAGAAUAUUUGUUCAGUUUGAUAUCGAUACAAAACUGAAUCGAAUCCUCUUCAAAUAUUAUUCACGCAACAGAUAUGACUACAGUGAAAAUCCAAUGGAAGCAGUAGAAAAUCAAAGUUACAUGUGGCUGGUCGCGCCAUCUGUCUUGAAGGAAUGGAUAACAGAACCAAUCCGGUGGCUGUUUACAACCAGACGACCUGGAAAAUGCAUCGAGGUUGAAAUUAUCAACAUGACGGACACCAAACAGUAUUUCCGAGCGUUUGAUGGUAUUGAUGAGUCAGCUGAUGAAAUCCUGAUGUGUCCGUAUCGAGACCAAUGGGGACUGCAGCCUGGGGCCGGUAUCGUGUCUAGCACCGGAAGUUCACUACUCGUCAUUGUCAACACGGUGAAUGAGCCUGUUGAUGAACCAGCACUGAUUACUUACAGUGUGACAGAUAACUGUGGAGCAGACAUCAUUGAGUUAUCUCCCGCCAAAACGACGGUUCAAACUGUUAAAGUGGACAUCAUCAAGCCACAUCAAAAUAUUCUGUGUCGCUGGAAGAUCCCCUCGGACGGCCCUCAAGUUGAGAUAAGAUCUUCUACACACCUAGCUCCAGCGUCCUGUGCUGACAACUUCUUAGCUGCUUAUACCUCAUUUUCACCAGAAAGAGUGAUCGGGAAGUGGUGCAGUUCUAACGAUUCUGUCGUUAGUGUGAGAAACCACACAUACCUCAAGUUACAAGUUGCAGAAAUGGCUAGUGGACAUUUUCAGGCCGAAUACUUUAACAUUGAAAGAACCUCAUCGUGCUGUGCUGAUCACAGUGUUAUUCAACUUACAACUGGUUCUGAUUUCUACUUGUCUUCAGCCAACCACCCAGCAUACUACCCCAUGAACUGUGACUGUACCUGGUACAUCCGUGCAGCCAACCCGAACGAGGUUGUCAGUCUACACGUGGAAGAGUUUGAGCUGCAGACAGCGCCACCUAGUGGGAAGUGUGUGGACAAACUGGCAGUUUAUCAAGGUAACGACAGAAGGGAAGCCAAUCUCAUGACCAUUAUGUGUGGUCGCGGUGCUGAUGACAAGCGAACAUUCCUGACGAGUGAACAAAACAUGACGCUGCAUUUCCUAACAGAUGAUCAGAUGUCUGCAAAGGGAUUUAAACUGCGACUUAAAUCCCUGUCUGCUAACUACACAAAUACAGCCUGGAACACUGAACUCAAAGUGCAGACCAAGUCGCUGUAUAUAGUUUACAUUGGAUCUUCCGUCAAAUGUGCUGGAGUCUGCACAUGGACGUUACAUUCUCCAGCGGACCAUGUGACUCACAUAGAAGUGAUCCACUUACAGAUACCCUGUACAGAACAGUACAUAGAAAUUGUGGAUGUGACAGAUUCGCAGAAUCACCCGAGUUACGGCAAACUGUGUGGUGGAACGUCGGACAAGGUGACGAGUUCGGGUAUCAAGUUCAACAUCUCGUUCCACGUCGGCGGUCCAGACACACACAUCAUGAUGAGAAUCAAGUACUACGCCGAACCAAAGUUUGUGGACAAUCCGUGCAACAACAUGACCUUCAAGUUGAAUGCUCUGCAUGAUAUUCCCAAGAUCAUCACUUCGCCACUCCACCCACAGAACUAUCAAAACAACCUGCUGUGUCGAUGGGAACUACACACUGAAGCUAAAGACAUGGUGAUCAAACUGGUGACAACUCAGUCUCACAUUGAAUUCACAGACGACUGCAUUGGAGACCAUGUUGAAAUAUAUGACGGUGACAAUACGAGCAGCCCCAGGCUGAGCAGGUGGUGUGCAACAGAUGCCCCGACUUACCACAGCACUGGUCAAAGCUUGCUGGUUAUCUUCAGAACGGACUUCGCUGUCGGAGACACAGGAUUCAAAAUUUCCUACAUGGCCAUUGACAAACCACAGUCAGGUUUAUCUACGCCUACAAUAUAUGGAAUUAUCCUGGCAGUUGUUCUGCUGGUGAUCAUAAUUUGUGCCUCUGUCUGGAUUGCCAGAAAAAAGAAGCACGGAAGGCAUCGUGGAUCGUCUCUGAACGUCAAGUACCAGACCCCAGUGACCUAGUUCAUUUUUAAGUAUUAACACUUCAAGUGUGUUCAUCUGUGUCAUUUCCGCAGUAGUAGAAGAAACUGGCAGCAUGAGUAUUUUUACAAAACUUGGUCAAGUCCAAAAUUGGGAAAACAGUAGAAAUGACCACACAGAAUGCUUACGUAUAAUAUGUAUAGCAAGGUUAAGGUGGUUAUCUCAAUGCAAAUUAAAUUCCUUUCUUACACACCCAUUGGUGAGAACAUGCGAUAUUUUUGAUUACACAUGGGUUGUUUAAUUUCAAGACAUUCGACUGGCUGCUCCUAGGUGAUGACCAGGUCAUCAGUGCCAUGCAGCCAAUGAAAAACAACACAGUAAAAAUAGAUUACACUGUGACAUAUAGUUAACCUGACAAUCAUGUGUCUGUGAUGCGUA
Gigantopelta aegis is the source of this 3748-nucleotide messenger RNA. Its product is annotated as cubilin-like. The coding region runs from base 71 to 3352 and encodes 1093 amino acids. The record is from RefSeq and is a predicted model, not a curated record. Lineage: Eukaryota; Metazoa; Mollusca; Gastropoda; Neomphalida; Peltospiridae. The transcript has 26 exons.